AUGGGGUCUCUCAAACUGAUUUCCUUCCUUUCUAUCUCAUUAGUUUCAAUAGUUACAGGCUUUCCGGGUACUCCUCCUGAAGCAUACUCUUCUGGCGACUUGAUUGAGGCGAGGGAUGCCGCUGCUCAGCCUAUUUGCUUGCCAAUCCCCACUGUCUUGAAAACAUCGGAAGAUUUUGUUGCUAAAGUUCACGGCAUCUGCCAGCGCGAUGAGCACUCUGCUUUCCCUCAAAGCCUAGGCCUUGUGGCACGGCAAGUCGUAGAAGACUACUCGUGCGAUCAGAAUAGGCCGUGUAGGAACGGGGCUUGCUGCGCGAAGACAGGCUUCUGUGGCUUCGGUCCGGAUUCGUGUGGCACUAAUGGCGAGUCUCCAAAUGAUAAGUGCUGGAGUAACUGUGAUGCCCACGCCGAAUGUGGACGCUACGCAGAAGAAGAGGGCAAAGAGUGCCCUUUGAAUGUCUGCUGCAGCCAGCACGGUUUCUGCGGAACAACGUCUGAAUUCUGCGAUGUGACAGACGACGAAAAGACGUCGUGUCAGAGCAACUGUGAGCAGCCUGGCUCCGGAAGCUCAGGCGGAGAUGUCCAGAAGCGAGUCAUUGGCUACUAUGAAGCGUGGAACCACAAGAAGACGUGCAUAGGGAUGCCAAUUCAGGACAUUCCUGUCGGCAGUAUCACCCACUUGUACUACUCCUUUGGAUACAUCCAACCCGACUCGUACGACAUCGUCACAAUGGUUGACGAGAAGGGCCAGAGCCCCCCAGAGAGCACCUUCACCGAAAUGACGGAACUGAAAAAGAAGAACCCGGCACUAAAGAUUAUCGUGGCGCUUGGGGGAUGGACCUUCAAUGAUAACCACACUAUUUGGCAGCCGGUCUUCUCAGACAUCGUUUCAACCCAGGACAAAAGAUCCAAGUUCAUCAACAAGCUGAUGUUCUUCCUCACAAAAGCUGGUUUUGACGGGGUCGAUAUCGACUGGGAGUAUCCAGGUGCCCCUGAUCGGGGCGGUCACUCAGAUGAUGGUGUCAAUUUCACAAAAUUGCUCAAGGAGAUGAGAACAGAAUUUGACAAGAUGACGGACUAUAAGGAAAUAUCCUUCACGGCCCCAACUAGCUACUGGUACUUGCGCUGGUUUGAUAUCAAGGCUAGCUCCGAGGCAGUGGAUUUUGUGAACGUGAUGGCCUACGAUCUCCACGGUGUCUGGGACGGGAACAAUCCCAUCGGAAAAACAGUACUGGCACACACUAACCUGACGGAAAUAAGCCUUGCUCUCGACUUGUUUUGGCGGAACGGCGUGGAUCCGGGCAAGCUUAACAUGGGACUCGGCUUUUAUGGCCGCUCGUUCCAACUUGCGGACCCUUCUUGCUUCCGACCAGGAUGCAUGUUCAAGGGAGGUGCCUCAAAGGGUCCCUGUACGGACAACUCAGGCACGCUGAGUUACCGAGAAAUCAUGGAUAUCAUCGAUCAGAAUUCCUUGACACCAUAUUAUGACGAGGACAACGCGGUCAAGUAUAUUACAUGGGGUGGCGACCAAUGGGUCUCAUACGAUGACUUCGAUACCUUUCAAAAGAAAAUUGAAUUCGCCAAUGGGCUCGGUCUAGGGGGUGUCCUAAUCUGGGCCGUCGACCUCGACACUCCAGACCUCGACGCUCUAUCCGCUGUCAUAUACCCAGAGCAGCUUGGCGCCAGGGCCGAACAAGCGACAGCGGCAAACAACUGGGAAGACGCGGAUGGUGGCCAUUGUCGAGUUACCGAUUGUGGCUAUCCUUCGUGCAAUGCUGCGGACUUUGCUGUCCGCUGUCCUCCGCCCCAAAGUCUGAAGACUGAACAAGUGCUUGGCGAGGAAACCCUGAGUGGUGCAAUGGCCAAUGUCACGACGGCGAGGUCGCGCUGCAAUCCUCACUUUGGGGAGAUGGAGACAAAUGCUGGGAUGGCAGGAAAUUUUACUGCUGCCCUGCGGCCGCUCAGCAGCCCGAUUGUCGAGAAGAAGAAAUUCUGCUGCGACAAGGACCAAGGCUGGAAGAACUGUGCCUGGCACGGAAAACCGGGCAACUGCUUCGAUAAUCAUUGCGACACCGGCUGGCAGGUUGCACUCGCUGUUGUUGACGAGGGAGAAGGCGAUGAUUGUGGCAUCCUCAAGCGAAAGCGCAGUUUCUGCUGCGAUCCACCGGACGGAGAAUCACCAUUCCUCCCCGUGCCUUUAGACUAUUUGUUCCCAGAUCCGCCACCGGAAGACACGGCGGAUACUGACUUCGAUCUGAAGGUCGAUCCAACAUAUGGUGGCAGCAAUGACGUCCCCUUCAAUGAAGACCCCAAGAACUCACCUUUCGGAUUCGUUGUACUCGCCAGCCCCGAGGAGCUGCAGGUCUCGAUAGACAAGCGUGACGGGUCCCACUGGGAGGUCUUCGACUGCUUCGACGGCGUCACUGAAGGCCAGCAUACAGUCCGCAUGGUCUGCACUGAUACUUCCGAGAACUCGAACUGCGGAAAGAUCCACCUCGGCCAUGGUGCACCUGGUACCAUCGUCGAGAUGCCACGCGGCUGUGGGCCGGGCAAGUACGCCGUGGUGAAAUCGCUCACCGUCAGCCAGAACCAGGGGCUCCCGCAGCAUCUGGUUAAGAGAGGUCUUAUAGCCGAUAUGUCUGCGCCGGUUCAUGACUUGACAUUUGACUAUGACUUUAGACGUGUGCCUAGAGACCUGGGUAGCACCCAAAUCAGGAUCGACUACAGCAACGAGCCUGAGUAUUGGGGGAAUGUGGUCGACAAGGCUGCAGGCAGUAAGAAGAACAAGCGCAGUCUAGCUGAUGUUGGAGGAUCUCACAAGAGAUGGCUCGAGGAAGAAUGGCGUGAUGACUAUCACUUUGGCGCCCUUUCGCACGAAGACCUGCACAAGAGAUGGUUCGGAGAGGACGUGAUCAGCUGGCUGAGCGGGCUCAUCAACGGCGUGAGCGGUGGCUUGGAUCUAAGCCACAGUUAUAGUGAGAAAAUUGUGGUCAAGCUGGUUGACGAACGCCUAACAUGCCCCAAUGUCGCCGCCAAGCUUGAAAUCAAGGCAGAGACAAAUAUUGACGUGGACACAAACUACGGAUUCACCCUUAUUGCGACACUCGACAACCUCAACCUCGACUUCAGCAACUCGUACUUGUAUUUCCGUAACAAGGGAAAGGUCGAAGCAAAAUUCAUUGUCGAUGCCGCCGUCACGGUCCGUUUCGAUACCGAGGAUGUCCUGUUGCUCUCAGCUGACAAGUUUGGGGCGGCUUUCUCGGUGCCCGGUAUUGUUACCAUCGGCCCCAACUUCAAAGUUUUUGGCCGUCUUGAAGCAGAAGCUACCCUCGGCGUCAACCUAGAGAGUCAGGUUGUUCUUGCAGAAUGGGACACAAGGCAGACCUACCCAGUAGCUAACGACGACUGGGAUCCAGAAGCAUCCAAGAAUCCUAAAAAGGACGGGACGCAGAGCGUGCUAGAUCCCACAUUUGAGUAUGGGCUGCGUCUUGAGGGCCAGGUCACAGCGCACGUAAAGCCCAUGAUCACAUUCGGCAUCGACUUCAACAAGGACCUCAUCAGCAUCGACCCGGUGGCCGUAAACUUGGUAGCCGACGGCUGGGUGCGGUUCCACGCCGACUUCGAGACGGGCAGUAGUGGCACAUCUUUCUGCUAUGGAGUUGACGCCGGUGCAGACAUAUACGCCACGAUCGAUGCGCCGGAGCCCUUUAAAUGGGCUCUCCCCUCUUCUCCGUUUCCCAUCAUUCCUAUCGACACAGUACAGAUUUACCCACCCGAAGGUGGAGAAAAGUGCUGGUCGCCUUCAAAGCGAGAUCUACUCGAGAUUGAAGGAUAUGAUGUUUCAGAAAACUUGACGGGUUAUCAGUCUCUGCCACCGCGAUCGUUCGGCCGCCGGCGCAAUGAAGUACUUGUCGAGCGCAGCUCUGCCACGCUCGAAAAGCGAGCCCAAGUAUACGGUCCGCUUGUGCCUCACCUGACUGGACUUCGCUGUCCCGGAGAGAUCCAACUCGGUGACAUUCCUUCAUGUCCACUAUGCACUAGUGAAGAGGAUGACGACAGCAGCCUGGUCCGACGGCAGGACGAGGAAGACGUCUGCGUCUUGGAGAGAGAUAACGGCGAGACACAAUGCUCGGCCGAAAGCACCAAGAGAGACAGUGUUCUCGUCAAGAGAACCACCAAGAAGUUGUCGUGGCAGGAUCACCUGGGAACUACCCACUCGUUGUCUUGUGGUACAUAUCCCAGCUGUGAUGAUGCUAAGAGUGAUGGAUCCAUCUCCAAGUGGUGGGGCUAUGAGAUUGACAAGUCGCAGGCUUGUCCCGUGCAGAUUCAACAUCUAACAAGAAACUCCGUGGGAUUCAAGCAGGGAGACUAUGCCACUGACCACGUCUACGAGGCAAAUUUCAUCACGGCCUUCCUGACUUUCCUCAUCAACGGGCCUCUCCCUGCUGGAUAUACUACGGCUAGCCGACAAUGGGUCUCGGAGGUGCUUGUCGGUGUGCCCACCACCGCCAACGCCAUCCAGAUUGACAACGCCGAUUCUCUGUUCUACGAUAUGACCAGGGCACUUGGCGGGAAUGGUGGAGGCAAGGACCGCCUAGCGCUCCUGUACGGUGAUAUCAACAGCAAGAAAAGGGCGUUUAUGCAGUUGAACGAUGUCGAUCAAGAGGACCGGAGCAGCAACCUGGCGUCUCGCCGGCUUCAUCGCAACACAUACGCAGUCUUCUCGUACAUGAACCAAGACGUCAUCUGGGACAAGUUCACUGCCAGCUCCCAACUCAUAGAAGGGUCACUGCGCGACUUUGACAACGCGUACCAGUGGGGCAGCGCAGCCGGCGAGAUAGGCCGGCCGACCAAUCGAGCACCAAACCAGCCGGCGGCCGGGCUACGCGACCUGUACUGCUUCUGGGUCGACCUGCAGCUCAACUCGAUCGAGGCCAAGGCGGACAACUGGGUCAACUCGGCACGCACAAAGUACGAGUCGCGAUACGGCGGCGAGCCGCGCGGCAUCGAUUGGCUUGCUACCGAGUUCAACGCCCAGACGGGCACCAUCCGGAGCGCGAACCUGAGGUUCCCGGCCGCGGGGCUCAACAAGCAUGGCCGCACGGGCGGGCCUUUCAAUAGUGACUUCCGCGGUCUUUGGACGGGUCAAGCUGGGCCGUGGUGA
This is a messenger RNA of Diaporthe amygdali, 5163 nucleotides long. RefSeq names its product glycoside hydrolase family 18. Lineage: Eukaryota; Fungi; Ascomycota; Sordariomycetes; Diaporthales; Diaporthaceae. The record is from RefSeq and is a predicted model, not a curated record. Gene Ontology annotation, biological process: carbohydrate metabolic process. The coding region runs from base 1 to 5163 and encodes 1720 amino acids. The transcript is spliced from 10 exons. Gene Ontology annotation, molecular function: chitin binding; hydrolase activity, hydrolyzing O-glycosyl compounds.